Rana temporaria (common frog) is the source of this 1785-nucleotide messenger RNA. It is a transcript of the gene BAG5, whose product is annotated as BAG cochaperone 5. The transcript has 2 exons. Gene Ontology annotation, biological process: regulation of inclusion body assembly; negative regulation of protein ubiquitination; protein stabilization. Lineage: Eukaryota; Metazoa; Chordata; Amphibia; Anura; Ranidae. The record is from RefSeq and is a predicted model, not a curated record. Gene Ontology annotation, cellular component: membrane; nucleus; cytoplasm. Gene Ontology annotation, molecular function: protein-folding chaperone binding; adenyl-nucleotide exchange factor activity. Bases 214 to 1572 code for a protein of 452 amino acids.
GCACUGCGCGGCUUUACGGCAGGACGUCACCUCCGGAGUCGCCAUGGCAACGGUGAACUGCGCAGACGUCUGCAGCCUGCAUGUCAGACAGUUGGGCCCCGGUGAGCCGCCGCUGAGCGGUGUGCCUGGGAGCCCGAGGAGGGGUGUGGCCGGCUCUUCCAGUGACCCUGACUGGGUGUGAGUUUUGACUAUAACAGGGAAGUCUUUCUGAGAAUGGAUAUGGGCAACCAACAUGCUUCGAUUACAGCGCUUCAAGAGAUCCAACGGAAAGUCAAAGACCUUGAGCAAAGCGUGGCUACCUUCAGUGGGUUGCAGAGUGACCCCGAGUAUAAAAAACUGGAAAAAGCCCUGACCAAGCAGCUCUUUGAAAUUGAGUCUAUUGAUACAGAAGGGAAGGCCAAUAUUUCACAAGCCCGUAAAAGAGCCAUAGAAGAAGUUGAGAGGCUUAUCAAAGAAUUGGAGCAGAAUGCAAACCACCCCUGCCGAUUGGCGAUUGAGACGAUAUUUAAAGAGGCACAAUGUCUUGUAGCCCAGCAAAUAGCCCCUAUGUAUGGAGGUAGAAGAUGUAUCACAGAGGAAUUUGAAGAAGGUAUUCAGAAUAUAUUAAUGAGACUUACACAAGUCAAAACAGAAGGCAAAGCAUCCCUAAGAAAAGCCAGAUAUCGCACCCUUACUAAAGUUCUUGCAAUUCAAGAGAUACUAGAGAACUGUUUAAAACAACAGGUCUUGGCACUUCCUCUCUCUACAGAUGCACAUCCAUCCAUAUUUAAAAUUAACUCUGUUCUUCUUGAGGUAAACAAGGCACGAGGCAGCCUCAUUGCACUUCUUGCUGGUGUAAAUGAAUGUGAAACCUACAGACAUCUAUCUUGCGUUCUCUCUGGACUCAUUGCAGACCUAGAUGCAUUAGAUGUUUCUGGCCAUGUGGAAGUAAGGAACUAUAGAAAAGAGGUAGUGGAGGAAAUAAACAACUUAUUGAAAUAUCUAGAUCUUGAGGAGGAAGCUCGUUUUACUAGUGCUUAUGACCUGGCCAAAAACCAGUCCAUUGUCAAAAUUGAGUCCAUUCGUAAAAGAUCUACAGAAAUAAAAGCCUGUGUUUUAGAGAGGGGGCACAAUAUGUAUGACAUUCAUGUGGGAACUAGAUCUGAGCUUCAGGUUCUCAUUGCCCAGCUGGAUGAAGUAAGCGUUGAGAAAAAUCCUUGUAUACGUGAAGCAAGAAGGAGAGCAGUGGUGGAAGUCCAAACUGUUAUUAGCUAUCUCGACCUCAAGGAAGCUCUAGAAAGGAGACAGAGUGUCUGUAAUCAGGCCAACCCAGAACAUCCAUCUCACACCACUGUUUGGAUAGUUCUUGGGAACCUUUCGGAUCUUCAGAAAGAAGUCCUCUCUUUUGACGGCAGCCGAGCAGAUAAAAAUUACAGGCGACUGGAAGAAGAACUCACUAAACAACUCCUUGCUCUAGAUGCCAUUGAUUCCCAAGGAGACGACCGCUCAAAAGAAGCCAGAAAACAAGCUGUAAAGUUUGCCAAUAAUAUCCUUAGUUAUCUAGACAUGAAAACCGAUGAAUGGGAGUAUUAGAUUUUUCUUUAACUAAUAUCGCACAUGAUUUAUGAUUGUAUGGGAGUGGAUUGUGGUCGCUAUGAAGUUUCAUCAAGCUUUAAGUUUUUAUUUGUACACAGGACGUACAAAAUAUGUUUUUAAAUUUGCACCUCAGAUGUUCUGUGUUCACAUUCCUAAGUCAAAAGGCAGAAAUAUUCAUAUGCCAUACGAUAAAUGUUACAUUGUAUUGCA